AAGGUUAUAAUUGGAGUAAUCUUCAUUGUCACUGAUUAUACUAACGGUUAACAUUGUGCGUUAAGUGGUUUCCUAUCAUCUCUUAAUUCCAUUGUAAAAGUGUCUUUAAACAUGAGUGAUUUCGUUAGCUGCUCCGUAAACACAACUGUUAUUUUUGGCACUCAGAAAAAGAAAAAAAAAACUGCGCAAAAUACAUUUGACGCGGCAACUUAGCGACGAAGAAAUUCACAGCGAUUCGACUUUAUAGGGUGGGUGUGUGACUGACGCUGUACAACUCAUCCAGUCAGGCCGAUCCAUACGAGUUUUUUUUUUGUGACAUUGAAUUCGCGAGACCGGAACGACGUCUCCCAAUCUUGUCCCGCCCCUCGAGUUGCACUGCUCCUUACAUUGGCUACACGGAGUCACGACUCAGCGAUGAUUGGUCAGCGCCAAAAUUAAUCUUUUGUUUCCCAUAUCCAUUUCUGUUCAGUUAUGGCGGCCCUCAAAGUGGUGAGAAGUGGCAGCAGGUUGUUAAAUGGUUUUCAGUCACUUUUGAACAAUCCAAGAAAGGUCACCUGCGGAGUCGCUGCCACCGUAACGAAGCAUCCGCGAUGGUACUGUGUUAGUCACCUGUCUGUGCAGGAGCGUAUUGAAAGGAAGCGGAAGGCUGCGCUCUCCGGGGGAGGUCAGCAGCGCAUCGAGGCGCAGCAUCGAAGGGGAAAGCUCACUGCAAGAGAGAGAGUGGAGCUGUUAUUAGACCCUGAUUCUUUCGUGGAGUAUGACAUGUUUGUGGAGCACCGCUGUUCGGAUUUUGGGAUGGAAGCAGACCACAAUAAGUAUCCUGGUGACAGCGUUGUAACUGGACAGGGCAGGAUCAAUGGACGAUUGGUAUACGUCUUCAGUCAGGAUUUUACGGUGUUCGGAGGGAGUCUCUCUGGAGCCCAUGCUCAGAAGAUCUGCAAGAUAAUGGACCAGGCAAUGAUGGUGGGGGCCCCAGUUAUUGGCCUCAAUGACUCUGGUGGUGCACGCAUACAGGAAGGGGUGGAGUCCCUGGCAGGAUAUGCAGACAUUUUCCUGAGGAAUGUUAUGGCAUCUGGAGUCAUCCCCCAGAUCUCUCUUAUUAUGGGUCCUUGUGCUGGAGGGGCUGUUUACUCCCCUGCUUUAACUGACUUCACAUUCAUGGUGAAGGACACUUCUUACUUGUUCAUCACGGGUCCAGAUGUGGUGAAGUCAGUCACCAAUGAGGAUGUGACUCAAGAAGAGCUUGGGGGGGCGAAGACGCAUACCGCUGUGUCUGGGGUUGCACACAAAGCCUUUGAGAAUGACAUCGAUGCCUUGCUGAAUCUCAGAGAAUUUUUCAACUUUCUUCCUCUUAGUAAUAAGGACUCGGCUCCAAUUACUGAGUGUCACGAUCCCAGUGAUCGACUUGUGCCGGGACUGGACACAGUGGUUCCGCUUGAAACGACGAAAGCGUAUGACAUGCUGGACAUCAUCCAUGGUAUUGCAGAUGAGCGGGAAUUCUUUGAGAUCAUGCCCAAUUAUGCUAAGAACAUCGUGGUGGGGUUUGCCAGGAUGAACGGCCGCACAGUUGGAAUUGUGGGUAACCAGCCCAAAGUAGCAUCGGGCUGUCUGGACAUAAACUCAUCUGUGAAGGGGGCUCGCUUUGUUCGUUUUUGUGACGCCUUCAACAUUCCCAUCAUCACUUUCGUGGAUGUGCCCGGGUUCCUGCCAGGUACCGCUCAGGAGUAUGGUGGCAUCAUUAGACACGGGGCAAAGCUGCUUUUUGCAUUUGCUGAGGCCACUGUGCCGAAGAUCACCGUGAUCACCAGAAAGGCUUAUGGGGGCGCAUAUGAUGUGAUGAGCUCCAAGCACCUCCGAGGAGAUGUCAACUAUGCCUGGCCCUCAGCAGAGGUCGCAGUAAUGGGUGCCAAGGGUGCUGUUCAGAUCAUUUUCAGGGGUAAGGAGAACCAGGCUGAAGCAGAAGCAGAGUAUGUGGAGAAAUUUGCCAAUCCAUUCCCCGCAGCUGUUAGAGGUUUUGUGGAUGAUAUUAUUCAGCCCUCAAUGACCCGGAAACGGAUCUGCCGUGACUUAGAAGUGCUGGCCAGCAAGAAACAGGCAAAUCCCUGGAAGAAACAUGCCAACAUUCCCCUAUGAAUACAGCACAGUAGCUGUAUGGAUUUAUCAGGGGUUUUUCCUACAACCAUUGUGGUAGUUUGUAUGCAUUAAUGAAUUAAAAAUUAACUUGUUUACACCCAUUA
Messenger RNA from Scleropages formosus (Asian bonytongue), 2237 nucleotides. RefSeq names its product propionyl-CoA carboxylase subunit beta (gene pccb). The transcript is spliced from 15 exons. The record is from RefSeq and is a predicted model, not a curated record. Gene Ontology annotation, molecular function: propionyl-CoA carboxylase activity. Lineage: Eukaryota; Metazoa; Chordata; Actinopteri; Osteoglossiformes; Osteoglossidae. Gene Ontology annotation, cellular component: mitochondrion. The coding region runs from base 472 to 2133 and encodes 553 amino acids.